AUGCUGUCGACUCGCGGGGAACGCUCAGAGGUCCCGGUUGAGGGUCAUCCCGAUGAGCAACGACUACUCGGUAUUGGGAGUCAACUGGGUGCCGAUGCUGCGACUCUUGUCCGGCGGGUGCGUACUCUCAAGUGGUUGGCGCUGAUGCGCUCAGCUGAGGCAGUGCCAGCGUUGGAUGAGCACUUGUACGCCACCGAGGCGCAGCUCCAAGCAGCGGAGACGCACUUCUACUGGCUGAAAGAGGCGCUAGAGGAGGACUUGCGAUAUGCCGGACAAAUGAAGCAGCUUUGUCGCCGAGUACGAGAGCAGCGGCAGCAGUGGCGUCGUUUGCAGGUGGCGCUCCAGCAGCGGCGACGCGCCGGGCGCACUUGCGCUGGUACGGAGGACGCUUCACCACCGAGCGCGCAGCAGCCACCUGGAUCAGAAGGAGCACCCACUGGCAGGGUAAACGACAGUGUCUCGCCUGUUCCACGGAAGCGAGACUCGUUUCCCCGAGCAGCGCCGGCGGUUGACGCCGCUCCACGCGUCGAGCCAGUGACUGAGGAGACGCUCCAGCAAGUUCCGGGGCACAUACGCGGACGCGUCACCAUAGAGCGUCUGCAUAGAGCGAUCAGCGAUAUUGAGAGCAUCUUGCGUUAUAAGUAUGCGCUUUUGCGUCGUCCAAAGCAUGAGCUCACUUCUGCGCAGCUUGAUCAGCGCUGCCGCUAUGAGGACAUGGAAACGGACGAGACUCGCGGGCACUACUUUUUCUCCGAGACAGAUAUCAAGUCCUUUGCAUCACUGAAGCAGGAUACUACGGGCAGAGCGCUGAUGAAUGUUUUUCGGCAUCUUGGUCGUCUACGAGAGUCACGAGCCGCCACGCAUGCUCGAAUCUGGAUACUUUCAGGCCCCUGA
Messenger RNA from Cyanidioschyzon merolae strain 10D, 894 nucleotides. RefSeq lists its product as hypothetical. The record is from RefSeq and is a predicted model, not a curated record. Gene Ontology annotation, biological process: cell division; chromosome segregation; regulation of microtubule polymerization or depolymerization. The transcript has a single exon. Gene Ontology annotation, cellular component: outer kinetochore; spindle microtubule; mitotic spindle. The coding region runs from base 1 to 894 and encodes 297 amino acids. NCBI's taxonomy places the organism in Eukaryota, Rhodophyta, Bangiophyceae, Cyanidiales, Cyanidiaceae. Gene Ontology annotation, molecular function: microtubule binding.